AUAGAUGAAAAAAUAUUCCAGAUUCUGCCAAAUAUUGAUGGUUUCAACUCGGUUGCCAGACUUGCCCCACUAGCUGAUGUAGAGGUCAACUCAGUCAGAGCUUGUAUCCAGAAUCUGGUUUAUCAUCAGGUUGUUGAGUUGGUGCCGAUAUUUCUGUACAGUAAUGUGUAUACAAUAACCCCAGAAUGGUCGGAACUUUGUAGAAAUCAGGACUUCAGAGAUAAAAUUCAGGAGUUUAAUAUCCUGGAUGCUCCUGUGCUACUGCAGGACUUAAUUAGAUUCAUCUCAUCCUUCACCUACGGUACAACAGUCAAAGAUAUUUGCUCAAGGAUGAAUCCAGGAAAGCUUGGGUUUGAUGAGAGAAGACUAAUUCAGUUUCUGGUCUUAAAGGGAGCUUUGAGGAGGGUUCACAAGUACCCAGUUUAUCAGGGGGAGAACGAGUGUACAGAAUCUUUGUACAGCUGGUUUACAGGAGAAUUCUCUACCGAUCAUAUAUCUAUCAAAACAGGUUUAUCCUCUCAAGAUCUAGAUUUCAGAAUCGAAGCAGAUCCUAAUAUAGUUUGUUUAUGGAAAUAAUGGAACCUGAGCUUAACAUUUUUUCACCUAUGAAAGUAAGAGAAAAAGAUCCUAAUAUAGUUUUCCUAUGGAAAUAAUGGAAUUUGUCGUCUAUGAAAGUAAGGGAAAAAUUUAGAUAACAAAACGAAGAAAAUUGAUCUUCAUUUUCAUUCUUUCCUAACUAUAUUUGUUUGUUUCGUGCUCUCCACAUGGGAAACUUUUCUUGAAAUAUAAAAAGUGGUGAUGUGAAAUAAACCUACUUAACGCUUCAGUAACAUACUUAGCUUUAUGUGUCUCCAUCAAAAGUUCGCAGCUCAGAUUUAGACGCAGAUUCAGAAAGCGUCACUUUUUAGAUAAAUCAAAAUUAAAUCUGUUUUAAUUAAAAAGGAUUUAACAGGUUCUACGAUAUCGUUUCAAAAAUUAUACAAUAUACAUUAUUGUAUACACUGAAUCAUAGUAUAACAGCAUUUUGUAUAACUAGAGGAUUGCCAAAAGUGCUGUGCUCGAAGUUCUAGUUUAAUGAAUUGAAAAAUUUACAUUUUUAUGACAUUUAUAUAUUUUCAGAAAA
Eurytemora carolleeae is the source of this 1123-nucleotide messenger RNA. Its product is annotated as GATOR complex protein NPRL2. The annotation marks the transcript as partial. NCBI's taxonomy places the organism in Eukaryota, Metazoa, Arthropoda, Copepoda, Calanoida, Temoridae. Gene Ontology annotation, biological process: cellular response to amino acid starvation; negative regulation of TORC1 signaling; positive regulation of autophagy. The transcript is spliced from 7 exons. Gene Ontology annotation, cellular component: GATOR1 complex; vacuolar membrane. Gene Ontology annotation, molecular function: GTPase activator activity. The record is from RefSeq and is a predicted model, not a curated record.